Molecule: messenger RNA, 2343 nt
Organism: Colletotrichum truncatum
Lineage: Eukaryota; Fungi; Ascomycota; Sordariomycetes; Glomerellales; Glomerellaceae
Product: C6 transcription factor
Biological process (GO): regulation of DNA-templated transcription; DNA-templated transcription
Cellular component (GO): nucleus
Molecular function (GO): DNA binding; DNA-binding transcription factor activity, RNA polymerase II-specific; zinc ion binding
Source: RefSeq, a predicted model, not a curated record
AUGUGGAGUUCCCACGACCAUGGGACAGACAUGCUAGGAACAAAUGCAAAUGCACGUCCGCAAUCAAUGGCCGAGGAGGAAGCGAACUCGGUGUUUAGCCACGACGAAGGCUCGAGUGGUGAAGACACCACCAACAACGGCUCGGCCGGACCACCGAGAAAGCGCAAGAGGGAGAAGCACCAAAAGACAUCAUGCGAGCUGUGCAAGGCGAGAAAGGUGAAGUGCGAUCGCGCGGAGCCCGCCUGUUCAUGGUGUGCUCGUCACAACCGCACAUGUGUCUAUCUUGAGAGACAGAAACCUGGAAGCCGUAUCGGUUUCAGUCUUGAACUUGAGGCCAAGGUCAACAGACUUGACGCGCUCCUGCAAGCCCUAGGCCGUCGUGUGGAGGAACACAUCGCCAACGACCAUGUUGCCAAUGCCCAAGCCCUCUCCCCAGCCAUCAGUAACCAAGCAUCAUCUCAAGUCGAGGGUUUCCAUCACGAUGCGAAUGGCGUCAGUCCAGCAUCUGCUCUGCCGAGGACAGGGCCGACUGCAAAUGGGAGAACACCCGCCUUUUCAAGCCCGUUCUGGCAGGGUGGCGACGCUCAGGAGGCGCUUCAGAAUGGAGAUCGAACUUCAGUCCAGGCUCUCUUGAACCUCUCAGCAUCAGAAUCUUUUAGCCAGGCGGGCGCAACUCCCAGUAUCUCUGGGCCGCGCAAAGAGGCAUCAUCUCUGACGACUGUGUCUGAGUUUCCGCCACACGACAUGCUUUACACACUUGUCGACUUGUACUUUAAGCACUGCAAUACCUGGUGUCCGAUUCUUGACCGCAAAACGACAUUUGGCGCCUUUUUUGGCUCGACUUCACUGACCGAUGCUGACCGUGUCCUACUGCAUGCUAUUGUGGCGACGACCUUGAGAUUUUUAAAAGACCCGCGAUUGUCGCCCGAAAUGCGAUCUCACUACCACGCCGUGUCGAAAGGCAGGGUCCAAAUAUACGCGAUGGAAAAUGUUAGUAUUGCGGCGCUGAGGUCUCUGGUUAUCCUAUGUUUGGAUGAGCUCGGAACCUCCAACGGACCACGUGGUUGGAACAUGCUUGCGCUUCUUGCACAGAACGUAAGGCAGCUGGAGUUGUGCGAGGAGUGCAGUGUUUAUCUCACAGCCGAGGCAGAAGAGACCCCGCACACCGGCUCAAUCCGAAGAGUUGCAACAGGUCGGCCUGAGUCUUGGAUUGAAGACGAGGGUCGGCGGCGGUUGUGUUGGAUGGUAUACCUACUUGACCGAUACGCAACGAUCGCGACCACCACCUUCGACUUCAUGCUCGACGAUAAUAAGAUGAAGCGCAGUCUUCCGUGCUCGUACGACUUGUUCUCAAGAAACGUUCCGGUCGAAACAAGAUCAUGGAGCCCAUCCUUCGACCCGACCGUCGCUCCAUCCAUCAACAAGCCCGAUAACCUGGGCAGUUUCUCGUAUCAUUGCGAGAUACUGCGUAUACUCAGCAAAGUCCACGACUUCCUGAAGACGCCCAUCGACGUGACGUCGUCGGGUGAGAUGGCUGUCUGGCGGAACACGUACAGGUCGUUGGAUGGGGCGCUCGAUAGUUGGCUUCAGAGUCUACCGAGCGAGUACAGUAGGAUAUCAGCGCUGUGCCACUCAGACCCGGCGAGCCGCGUCGCAAAUUGGUUCAUGCUUCACAGCGCAUAUGUCACGUCCGUGGUGCGUCUGCAUUCUUCAGCAGCGUACCCUACUAUAAGAUCACACAUUUUCGUCCCAUCGCACUAUGCGAUGCAGAGAUGCCUUUCGGCCGUGCAGAGUCUAGGCGAUAUUGCUCAAGAUGUUUUCGAGGCCAAUGGUCUUGACCUGCUCGGUCCGCCAUUUGCAUUCUCGCUAUGGGUGGCGGCGAGGUUGUUGCUCGUCCAUGCAGCGACAGUCGGGUGCCCCGUCGACCCCAAGAUUGAUUUUUUCAUCGAAACACUCAGGCACGUCGGUCAAUACUGGGAGGUGGCAAACAACUAUGCCAAAAUCCUGGCUCGAGUAGUCCAACGAGGACGUCAAGGCGACAUGAACUUUACUGCCAUGAGAAAGAGCGCCCAUGAUCUAGUGACUCUGACAUCCUCCACUCGACGCUCUGGCGUGGAGCCGACCUCGACUCAGGUAACGUCAUUAAGCGAGCUGGACAACAUUGAUGUGUUUGACUUCUUCAACUACCCGAAAAUGUCGGAUCCGCAAUUAAGAGCCACCAACGGCCAGACAAACAUACUACAAGCCCAGGUCAUGAGUGGUUUGGGCGGCGAUUCCAUGAGGUGUACAGGCGUACCGGAUCCGGAGUCAGACUGGUUGGGGUUCAACACUCCUUUUACCUGA